Messenger RNA from Teleopsis dalmanni, 1374 nucleotides. Its product is annotated as probable serine hydrolase. Lineage: Eukaryota; Metazoa; Arthropoda; Insecta; Diptera; Diopsidae. The record is from RefSeq and is a predicted model, not a curated record. The coding region runs from base 121 to 1140 and encodes 339 amino acids. The transcript has 3 exons.
GUACUUUGAAAGAGAACAGCACAAUAUUGUCAUAUCACUUACGUUGCUUGGAUGUCGAGUAUUGUUUUGACUUUGUUGUGAGUUGGUCGGUGUUUUGACUUCAUUAAACACAACAAAAUUAUGGAGUCCAAUAGUUCAUCAAACUAUAAUGACACUCUCGUCAUGACGAAUAGGUAUCGUGACGCAAGUGACUUAACAGGCGAGAAGCCACUACGUGAGUUUGCAGAAGUAACAAUACCAGUGCCUUGGGGACACAUUUCAGGCAAAUGGUACGGUCCACAAACAGUUCAGCCUAUAUUAGGCCUGCAUGGUUGGCAGGACAAUGCAGGAACAUAUGAUUUAUUAGUUCCCCUAUUCCCACCAGAAGUAGCUUUUCUAUCAAUUGAUUUGCCUGGUCAUGGACUUUCCUCUCGGUUACCAGAUGGUUGCUAUUACAAUACCGUCGACAAUUUGUACAUAAUACGCAUAAUCAUGAAACAAUACAAGUGGGAAAAAGUUUCAAUUAUUGGUCAUUCAAUGUCUGCAAUUAUUGGCUUCUUAUUCGCUGCAGUAUUUCCAGAUAAAGUGGAUAUGGUGAUUGCUAUUGAUGCUCUAAAACCGCAUCAGCGUCCAUAUAGCAGUGUCAUACGUACCAUGGAAACACGCAUGGAUGAAUUUCUACGUGAGGAUGAACGUAAUAGAAGCAAUGUUGAACCGCCAAGUUACGCUUAUGAUGAACUCAUUGAACGAAUUUUCAUUGGUACAUUCCAUUCAGUGAAUAAGAAUAUCUGCCACCAUAUGCUGGCGCGUCACAUACAAAAAUCGGAAAAAUAUCCAAACAAAUAUUUCUUUUGCCGUGACCGUAGAUUAAAAUUCUAUAACUAUGCUGCAGGCUCACAGGAAUUAUGUGUGGAAAUGGCUAAAAGAAUUGAAUGUCCAUACUUGUUUAUUAAAGCACGACACUCUUCAUAUUUCGAAGAGAAAAAGUAUUAUGAUGAGGUAUUUGAUAUUCUCACAAAAAAACCGAACUUUGAAUAUUUUGAAUGUGACGGUUCGCAUCAUUUACAUAUGAACAAUCCUGAAUUGGUAAUUGAACCAAUAAACAAUUUUAUUAAACGAUUUGGCCCAAAACCGAAAUUAGAAAAAUCCAGCAAACUGUAGAUAGAGUUUUUAUAUAUAUCAUAUGUUAAAGAAAAUUUGUAAACUUUUGUAUUAUAAACUUUGUUAAAUAUUUUGGUUGUAAGGGAUGCUAGUCUGUGUGAUUAAAAUUUAAUACCUCGUAAUCAUGUAUGACUUUUUUAAUUUAUUUUGUAAGCAAUUAUAUCUUAAUAGUUAUUGUGCAUACUUAAUUCUCUAGCAAAUAAAAUCAUAUCUAGGUUGAUUAUUAUUACCUUA